Messenger RNA from Ziziphus jujuba (common jujube), 1599 nucleotides. RefSeq names its product probable beta-1,3-galactosyltransferase 12. Bases 125 to 1225 code for a protein of 366 amino acids. Gene Ontology annotation, cellular component: Golgi membrane. NCBI's taxonomy places the organism in Eukaryota, Viridiplantae, Streptophyta, Magnoliopsida, Rosales, Rhamnaceae. Gene Ontology annotation, molecular function: hexosyltransferase activity. The record is from RefSeq and is a predicted model, not a curated record. The transcript has 7 exons.
UGAGCAAGAGAUCUAUUAUAUGAACAAAAAAAAAAAAAAAAAGGGUGGGGGAAAAGGACCUGCCAAGGGUUCCAUUUUCCAAGUCUCACCGACUCACUCGCCCCUCAAUCGGUAAUUCACCAAAAUGCCACUCUUCUCUCUCCGGACAUCUCCCUCUCUCCCUCUCAGCUUCUCCUCUUCCUACUCCUCCAAAACCGUCAAGCCACAAAAACCAAAUUUUGUUGUUCCCGCCACUCGCAUUCCCUUGCCCAUUCCCGUCUUUUCCAUCAUCUGCCUCUUUAUCGGCCUUGCCGGGACUUUAUUCGCCGUCGCUGCCCUACGCCGUCCUGUACCUGUACCCAUUUUCCGAUGCGGAAAAUCUGAGGACACUUUCCGGGCAUUCUACUCGGCUUCCCAUUCUCGGCAGCUUGGGAACAAUGGAGGCUUGGUUGAUCGGCCUAAGCUUCUUGGGUUCGUCGGAAUUCAGACAGGGUUUGGCUCCUGUGAUCGCCGGGCGGCGUUGCGCAGCACUUGGUUCCCAUCUGAUCCAGAUGGGCUUUUGAGGUUGGAACAAGCUACUGGUUUAGCUUUUAGGUUUGUUAUUGGACGAACAAAAGAUGCAAAAAAGAUGGCACAGCUUCACAAAGAAGUAGAGGAGUACAAAGACUUCAUGAUUAUUGAUAUUGAGGAAGAGUAUUCAAAGCUUCCAUACAAAACGUUGGCAUUUUUCAGAGCAGCGUUUUUGCUUUUUGAAGCAGAUUAUUAUGUCAAAGCUGAUGAUGACAUUUAUCUGCGUCCAGAUCGACUCGCAACUCUUCUUGCUAAGGAGCGGACGCAUUCACUAACCUACAUUGGGUGCAUGAAGAAAGGUCCAGUUAUCACUGACCCUAAGAUGAAAUGGUAUGAGAAGUCAGGUCAUUUGAUUGGAAGUGAAUACUUUUUGCAUGCUUAUGGUCCUAUUUAUGUUCUGUCUGCAGAGGUGGUAGCUUCGUUGGCAACUGCUAGAAAUAACAGUUUGAGAAUGUUUAGCAAUGAGGACGUCACAAUUGGAUCGUGGAUGCUUGCUAUGAAUGUUCAGCAUGAAGAUAACCGGGCAAUAUGUGAUCCUCGAUGUACACCUACAUCCAUUGCAGUGUGGGACAUCCCAAAAUGUUCAGGUUUGUGCAACCCAGUUAGUCGACUGAAAGAACUUCAAGCAAUAGAUAUGUGCUCCAAAAGUCCUACCCUGCCUCCAGAUGAUAGAUGAUGCCGGUUUUCAGACUAUGAACUACCCUUCGAAUGCAAGUAAUUCAUGAAGAUUAGCUGGUUUGAUGACAACCCCAUGUUUGUUGGAAGAGAACGCAGGAAAAAAGAUGCAUUCAUUCAAAAGAAAUCUGAGGGUCGUUACGAAUAAUAAAAAUCAUAGGAAUAGCCACUUGUUGUUACAAGCCAUAUAUUGUGACAAUGUGAAAUCCCAUAGCAUUCGUAGAUAGUUACAUUUCAAUAUCGAGUUGGAUUAACAAUGUACCAUAUCAACAGCAGGGCCUGACCAACUAUAUUUGUAGCAUCUGAGGAGAAAAAGAAUCGGCCUUUUAAAUGUAGUAUUCUUUUAUAUAAAUUAGUUAAUGUCUGUUUAUUAUA